AUGGAUUGGAUCGGUGAGACCGUGGACUCUAUCAAAUCCCUUCAGAUCCGGCAGGUCCUCACCCAGGCCGUCAGUCUCGGUAUGAUUGUUACAUCUGCUCUUAUAAUAUGGAAGGCAUUGAUGUGCGUUACCGGCAGUGAAUCUCCUGUUGUUGUUGUUUUGUCUGGAAGUAUGGAACCCGGUUUCAAGAGGGGGGAUAUUUUGUUCUUGCACAUGAGUAAAGAGCCCAUUCGUGCAGGAGAAAUUGUUGUUUUUAAUGUUGAUGGCCGUGAAAUUCCAAUUGUCCAUCGUGUCAUUAAGGUUCAUGAACGAGAAGAUACUGGAGAAGUUGAUGUCCUUACAAAAGGAGAUAACAAUUAUGGGGAUGACAGGCUUCUGUAUGCUCAUGGUCAGCUGUGGCUUCAACGGCAUCAUAUCAUGGGUAGAGCUGUGGGGUUUUUACCUUAUGUUGGCUGGGUAACAAUUAUCAUGACUGAAAAGCCUAUUAUUAAGUAUAUUCUAAUUGGCGCAUUGGGGUUGCUUGUUAUAACAUCAAAGGACUAA
This is a messenger RNA of Prunus armeniaca (apricot), 543 nucleotides long. The record is from the annotation of a GenBank genome assembly. NCBI's taxonomy places the organism in Eukaryota, Viridiplantae, Streptophyta, Magnoliopsida, Rosales, Rosaceae.